GAGCGACCGCAGUGUACACCGUCUCCACGUUUUGGCAAAGGAGGCAGCGUCGUCGUCGUUGCCGGAGUGCACGAGGAUUUUCAUUUACGCCGUUUAACGACGCACGACAAUCAGUCAGCUGGGGACGCGACUCCGUCGUGCUCCCUUCUCCCCCCGUCCCCCCCGCCGACUCGUCGCCCACUCUGUCGUCGGCCCGUGAUCCGGAAGGGCCUGCGAUACGAAGCGGGAUACGUCGUAUCAAGGAUCUCGAAGGGAUUCUCGACAGUGGGAGAAGGACGCGUCGUCGUCGUCGCUGUCGAUCGACCGCGCGCUGGCGAGAUUUUCAUCCCGCGUUUCUGAGCCCGAAGGGGGGCCAUCCGCUCGUCAAAGUGACGCCGCUCUUUCUCCUUGAUGUGUACGACGACGACGACGUGGCGGAGGACGGUCGUCACGGGUAGUCACGCGGUCGACGCUCUCGCCGUCGGUGCUAGCGCAUCAGAGUCGAGUGACACCUAGCACGAGGAGCGCUCGCUCGGACGCAGCGGACGCUACGGGGAUUGGCGAGUCACGGAACGACGAUCCUCCCCCAAGUGUCGGUGGUGGUGUUUCUAAAUGUUGCUUUCGCUCGUGGCCGCGUUGGUGCUUCGACGUGACAACCUGUACUGACCACGCACGCGCCAAGUAGUUGGAUUAAACCCGACGUGGACCGUCCACGGUGCCAGUUUCUUCCUCGUUCUUCGUAGGACACGAGAUUCGCUUCUUCUCCGUCGUGCCUCGCGAGUUAAUCCGACACACACGUCGCUCGUUCGACCGGAUCGGUCGGCUGAUCCUCUCUGCGAGAUCGACGACACGUGGACUCGGAUCACACAGAUCGCUCUUAGCUCACGUGGUCGUCUGACGCGUACCGGCGGCGCUCGUGGCCGCGCAAUCGCGACUCUCGCGUGUACUGUGCGUUCAGUUUACUCGUCGCGGGUGGUUUCGUGCGUCAGACGGUGGAUUCUCCCACACGCUCGCGAGUAAAGCACUCGGUGUUCAUGGUGCCUCUGAGCACGCUCGGUGUAAUCCGCGCACGGACGUGAACUGUACUCGGUGAGUAGUGAUUCUCUUGCGUGGACAGGCAUUGUUUACGCGAGGCGACGACGUCGUACUUGACUCCGUUGGUGGAUCACGUUCCCGCGAGCGAACGUUCAUGUCGCGAACGGAAGGAGAGGGAUGACGGCGUAUCACCGUCGCGAUUCCGUUCAAGCGGACGACGAGGACUCUUGAAGAACGACGACUCGCGAGCGCAACCGUGACUGCGGGACACGAGACACGGGGGCUCAUUUGUGGCUUGCGAUUCUUCGUAGGACUUCCGGGAUCCGCAAGCACGCGGAAUCAAGCAGGCAGCGUGGAGCGCUCGGCGAUUGUGUGGCCGCGCGCCGCGGACCUUUAUCUCUAUCAGCCAGGCUGUGCGUUCCUCACCUACUACAGCCGUGACAGCGCAAUCAGCGCCCAGAACGCUCUGCAUGAGAAGCGGACUUUACCAGGGGGUGUGAGGGGCGACCGGCUGGCCGGGGGCGCCGCACACCUCCUCCACCUCUUCUUCUUCUUGCCACGACCACAACACACAAUGUAACAACAACAACAACUACUACUACUACUACUACUAGUGUCGUCCGCGCGAACCACGUUCUCAAUGUACUCGAUGUGAUGAACCGUCCUAUUCAAGUGAAGCCGGCGGACAGUGAAAACCGCGGAGAGUGCAUGAUGGACGACGGGAGCGCCAGUGCCAUCUUCUGGAAGUAGGAGGCACCGGUGGCGGCCGCUGAAGACAGAAAGCUGUUCGUUGGUAUGCUAAGCAAGCAACAAACUGAAGACGAUGUCCGACAGUUGUUCACUGCCUUCGGCACAAUAGAGGAGUGCACCAUCCUUCGCGGACCCGACGGAAGCAGCAGAGGCUGUGCAUUCGUGAAACUCUCGUCGCACCAAGAAGCACUGGCGGCGAUAAACUCUCUACACGGUAGCCAAACUAUGCCGGGUGCGUCAUCCAGCAUAGUGGUAAAAUUCGCAGACACUGAUAAAGAGAGACAACUAAGACGCAUGCAGCAAAUGGCCGGGAACAUGAGCCUCCUUAACCCCUUCGUCUUCAAUCAGUUCGGCGCUUACAACGCUUACGCUCAGCAGCAAGCGGCGCUCAUGGCAGCCGCGACCGCACAGGGAACGUACAUCAAUCCAAUGACCGCAUUGGCCGCUGGACAAUUGCCGCAUGCAUUGAACGGCAUGCCAAACCCCGUGGUCCCACCAACUUCCGGUUUGCUCGUAGGUACCGGCACAGGGCAACCGGUUAACGGGGCGAUACCGUCGUUACCGUCGCCAACGAUGCCGAAUUUUAACAUGGCUGCUCAGACGCCGAACGGCCAGCCGGCAGGCUCGGAUCCAGGUGUCUACACCAACGGCAUACCGCAGACUUAUGCGGGACAUGCCCUCCAUCUGUCCAUUCCAGCGCAGGGGCUACCCAACGGGGAGGCGGCACUUCAGCAUGCCGCCGCGUAUUCUGGAAUGCAGCCUUAUGCUGGAGUGGCCGCUUACCCCGCCGUCUACAGCCAGUUUCCUCAGGCUAUUCCUCAGCCGAUGACCGCGGUGGCGCCCACGCAGAGGGAAGGAUGCUCUAUCUCAGGACCCGAGGGCUGCAACCUGUUCAUCUACCACCUGCCCCAGGAGUUUGGUGACGGCGAGCUCAUGCAGAUGUUCCUCCCGUUCGGCAACGUUAUCUCCUCCAAAGUCUUCAUCGACCGGGCGACCAACCAGAGUAAAUGCUUCGGUUUCGUGUCGUUCGAUAAUCCAGCGAGCGCGCAAACAGCGAUCCAAGCGAUGAACGGCUUCCAAAUAGGGAUGAAACGAUUAAAAGUCCAGUUGAAGAGGCCCAAGGAUGCCAGCCGGCCAUACUAACCCACGUCCUAGCCUAGAAAAUCUGGACGGGUCGCCCCCUACGUCAUAACUUACAGAAUGUCGUACGAGAACGUGAGCUCGAUGGACGCUCGACGAUCAGGAGUGACGAGUUUGAAUCACCGUUACAACGCUCUCCACCGUAACAACUUAGUAUACUAGCUAGUUAAUUCAUUAGAGGGUAACAAUUUAGACGUCACUAGGACAAAAAAAAACAACGCCUUCAAUGUCGUCGAAGUCUCGCGCGGCGACGACGGCGAAGAGGCUGAAGCGAGAAGCGAUGAAGGAUGUUCUGCGCUGAACCCAGCCCGAGAGAAGAAGAAGAAGAAGAAGAAUCGGAAGAGAGGAGGAGACGCGGCACGCUAAAAUAACGUUCCCCAGAUGCUCGGAUAAUCGGAAUCCUCCGUCGACGGGCGACAUCGGCUUUACCCUUUCUCCCUUCACCUUCACUCUCACUUUCGCGAAUCUGCAUGUUUCUUUCUGUCCUUCGCGAGUUUAGCCUCUGUCCCUACUGCCAGGUGAGAGAUUACGUUCGGGCUCGUGGACGAGCGUGCGGCGGAACAUGAGCACUUGGAGGAUCUGACCAUCCUGGGAUGAUCUGCCGGAAGUCCGAGCUGGCCGAGCUCGUCGUUCCGAGCGAUACACGGCCACGGCGUCGCGACGUCGCAAUCAUCAAUCGACAAUAGCUAUCACGAAAUAUCCCGUCGAAAACACGCCUCCAGGACUCUCGUCGUGUUCGUCGCAAGUCCGACAGCGCAACAAUAUACCAUGUGCGCAACCGCUAGGCAAGUAGAUCAGAGCCGGACUGUAAGCACGUGGACCGAUCGAUCCUCAAGAGGUUCCGAUCGUACUGGAUCGUCGCGUCUGUCGAUCGAGACGAAACAGCUCGGAGCGACCAGCAACGCGAGAGGCCGACGAAUCCUUUUGUAUCGCACGAGGCGAACGGUACCGGCGACGAAGACGAACAUGAAUCAGUUGAUGCCCGUGGGAGCGACGAAAGUAACAGAGAAACGCAAACUCGUCCCGACCGCGCGGACGAGAAGGUCUACAUCUCUCUCCCAAAAAGACAAAUGUCAAUCAUAUACAUUAUACAGGGUGCUCCUCUGACAACUUCGCGUUUGAAAACUUUGAAAAAAAGAAAACGAUGAAAAAAAAGAAAAAAAAAAAAAGAGAAAAACGCAGGGAAUCAACCGGCGAACGUGGGCUCAGCGCCGAUCCGACAUCACCGCCGGAUAUCGGUUCUCCUUAACGUUUAAGGUUUAAACACAUACGGCGCGCUGUAGGUUUUAUAUACCGCAGGUAGAAGAGGAGGAGCCGGGUUCGCGCGACGCGCACCGAGAGGCGGGGGCGGACAAGCCACAUCCCGGAUUCUCUCUCGCGCGCGCGCGUGCUCGUUCUUCCGGUAAUAGCACUUAUUACUACUAUGGUUAUGGUGAUUAUCAUUGUAAUUAAUCGCUAAGUAAGUGACGCGCGAGUUUCCGGCCGAAAGUAAUAACCUACUCCGUUGUGGUUCCUGCGCGAGCACCGAGAUGGGAGGAAUCGCGUACGGGCGCGAUCGCGAUCGCGAUCGCCUCGCCCGCGAUUGAUUCCGUAGCUCGGUGAUCUAUGGAUCGACGAUCGACGGAUGGCUUCGACCGAUCGGUUAAGCACCGCCCGGGAAAUGUCAAUCAGGCUGUGAUUGUCCAAAACGAGAAGCGAGCGCGACGUCAGACAGGAUGAUGAUGUCGCCAACGACGGUCCUCUUUAUGUUUCGAUGUAGCUCCGAUAAUACGAUACGAUACGAUAUAUAAGAAGGAUGCGCUUUUUCAUUUCUGGAAAUAGAAAAAAGUAAAAGAAAAGUAAAAAAAAUUGAGAAAGAGAGAGGAUAGGAAGAAGAGAGGAGCGAGAUAACUAAAGAGAGUGAUAGAUAUAGUCACAUUGCAUAAAACACUCGUCUUAGAAACGCUUCAUCUAUUCCUGAGCCGCGCGAAAGGAUGUAAGAAAGUUUCUUUUUAUUAUAUUUGUGUGACUGUCUUUCGAACGUAACGAGUUGAGUUUGGAACGAAUCGGGAUGAUUUACGUGCAAUGAUUUAACUAAUCCGCUUUGCGUUUAAUUCGCGUAUUGGCCGGCAUUUUAAUGAUGAGGCCAGAUCUCGGACGUAGAAUAGGGACGCAUUUUCCGGGAGGAAAGAAAUCGCGCUGCCGGGUGCAGGUUCGAUGUACGCCUGUCGAUCAAUCGUGUAUGCGUGUUCAUGCGGAAUUCCUGUGACUGAAAUAGACAAAACAUUGAACAUUUCGCGCGCGAUGCCCGGUCGGAUGCGCAGAGCGUCGCAGGGCGAUUUGUACGAACAUUCGCAGAA
Messenger RNA from Ooceraea biroi (clonal raider ant), 5243 nucleotides. RefSeq names its product CUGBP Elav-like family member bruno 3 (gene bru3). NCBI's taxonomy places the organism in Eukaryota, Metazoa, Arthropoda, Insecta, Hymenoptera, Formicidae. Gene Ontology annotation, molecular function: RNA binding; oxidoreductase activity. The record is from RefSeq and is a predicted model, not a curated record.